GGAGCACGUGGCGCCGAGCGACGGCGCCCAGUGUCCACCGCGGGCCGACAGCUGGGCCGUGUACGUGUGGGGCAGCAACUCCUCGUGCCAGCUGUCGGAGCCCAGCCAGGACAAAAUCCUCGCCGCCCGGCUCGCCCCUGCCUUCGAGAACGUCCAGCAGAUGGAGGCCGGCCAGUACUGCUCGUUCACGGUUCACGCCGACGGCACGGUGUCGGCGUGCGGCAAGGGCUCGUACGGCCGGCUCGGACUGGGAGACUCGGCCAACCAGCCGCUGCCACGGAGAGUGUCGCUGGACCCGCCGUGUCGGGCGGUGGCCAGCAGCAAAGGCAGCGACGGGCACACACUGGCCGUCGCCACCGACGGACGCGUCUACAGCUGGGGAGACGGCGACUACGGCAAGCUGGGACACGGCAACACGGUCACGCAGAAGUACCCGCGGCGCGUGGACGGCCCGCUGGCGGGCAAGACCGUGACGACCGUGUCGGCCGGCUACAGACACUCGGCCUGCGUCACCGCGGACGGUCGGCUCUACACCUGGGGAGAGGGCGAGCACGGCCGCCUGGGUCACGGCGACAACAACAGCCGUAACGUGCCGACGCUGGUGUCCGAGCUGAGCGCCGUCGGCCAGGUGGACUGCGGCUCGGCCCACACGCUGGCCGUCUCCGCCGACGGACGCACCGUCUGGUCGUUCGGCUCAGGCGACAACGGCCGGCUGGGCCACGGCGACCUGGCGCGCCAGUUUCGGCCCAAAGUGAUCGAGGCGUUCUCCGGCCUCACGGUGGUCAAGGUGGCGGCCGGCAACCAGUGCUCCCUGGCUCUGACGUCGCAGGCGGCGCCGGGCGAGGAGGCGGGCCCGCUGCGGCUCUGGUCGUGGGGCGGCGGCGUCUGCCUGGGCCAGGGCUCGCCGGACGUGGCGUGCCUGCGCCCCGCCCUGGUCGAGGUGCUGGCCGAGCUGCGUGUCACGGACGUCUCGCUGGGCGACUCGCACUGUCUGGCGCUGACCCAGGACCACGAGGUGUUCGCCUGGGGCAACAACUCGAUGGGCCAGUGUGGGCUGGGCCACACCAACACGCCCGUCUGGCGGCCGCGCAAGGUGCUCGGUUUGGAGGAGGUGGCCGUGCGUCAGGUGUCGGCCGGCACCAGCCACAGCUGCGCCUGGACCGCGCCGCCCCGCGACAGACAGGCGUACGCGCUCAGCCGACCGUACUGCGUCAGUCUGGACGAGACCACCCUGGGCCUGAUGCACUCGCUGCUGGAGCGCUACUGCACCGGCCUGGAGUCGGACCGGCCGCCGCUGCCCUUCGGCUCCCAGCAGCUGCACCUGCAGUUUCUGCAGGCGUUGCUGGGCCUGCUGCGGACGCACCUGUCGCUGGCCAUCCGUAGCGGGCUGGACGCCGGCGUGACCGGCGGACAGGCGCGCAGCCUGCGCACGCUCCUCUUCAGACUGAUCGACACCAGCCUGCCGAGCUGUCUUCAGACGGCCGUGCUGGAGGCGCUCAAGAUCGGUGCCCCGCUGCUGCUGCCGCCCCUCCGCGAGCGCAUGGAGAUCCUGCACUCGCUGCUGCCGCAGGGGCCCGACUGCGCCUCCAGACUGAGCGACGGACAGGAGCUGCAGCUGAGCAUGAUCCUGACGUCGCUGGAGGAGCACACCCAGGUGGCGGCGCUGCUCGGCUACGGGCCAGCCCACGGCACCGCCGCCGACCCGGCCGUCGCCCUCCUGCUCAUGAAAACGCUGCUCAGGAACGUAGGCUUCGACACGGAGCGGCGGCUGGUGUCUGUGGAGAGGUCGGCGCCGGGCGAGGCGGCGGCCGAGGCGCCCACCGACCAUUCGCCGCACUUGUGCGCGCUGCUCAUGUCCCUGCAGAGCCACCUGCUGGCCUUCUGCUACACGGCCUCCUGCAACGUCGACAGCGCCGAGUACAAGAGCAGCCUGGGCCUGCUGCAGAGCCACUUGUCGCUGCUGUUCCCGCUGGCGCGCGAGGCGGCCACACACGCGCUGGCCGUGCUCGCGCUCCGACCCAGCUUGACCACGCCCGUCAGAGAGGUGCUGCUGCUCUCCUCGUGCGGUGCCAUGCUCUCCAAGGUGGUGCACGCUCUGCUGUUGCUGCCCGUCAGCCUGAUCUGCUCACUGCUGGGCCACCUGACGGCGCUGCUGCCAUCUAUCGACGGCCUGGUGAGGCUCACCACCGAGCAGCUGGCCGACCCGGCAGAGCAGUGGCAGUGGCUGUCGGACGCGGAGCAGGCCUGCGCUCUGCUGGUGGGCCGCUGCGUGGGCGGUCUGUUGGCCGGACCGCCGCCGCUGCCCGAGGAGGCCGAGACCGCCCGCUGGCUGGCCAGCCCGCUGCUGGCGCGCGGCAUGGAGGCUGACGGCGAGCUGAUCGGGGUGCGGCUGUCUGACCUGCUGACCUGCCUGACCCGGGACGGCCAGCUGACGGCCGAGGUCAGCCUCACGCGGCUCAACCGGCUGCUUGACACCGUCGCCUGGUGGAGCGACGCCCAGCGGCUGGGCCUGGCCGCCGCCGUCGGCUUCGACAAGCAGGAGUACGUGUACGAGGAGCUGUACGAGUACGGCGUGUCUGAGGGACUGGAGCCGGCUCCUGACGAGCUGCCGCGCCAGGCCGAGCUCGUCUGCCGCCUGCUGCUCGUCACGCUGCUCAAGCACACCGGCUGCGACGCCGCCACCGUUCAGCAGGCGCGCCGUGGCGACAUGGACAUGAUCUACGAGACGGUGUACCGCGUGCGACACGAGCUGCUGGGCCAGUUCACGGCGGAGAGCGCGUCUCCGCGGACCGGCCGCAAGCGGCACCGCACGCGCACGGUGACGGACUCGGACGAGGACGAGCGCUCGGCCGAGCAACCCCGCUUCCCGGCCGUGUGCACGUCCGUGGCGCGCGCCUGCCUCUUCCUCUGCCUGGCCGUGGUCGGCCCCGGCAAGCUCGAUCCAGACGCCCUGCGGGACCAGUGCGCCGAGGUGCUCAAGUUCGUCUGCCACGACUGGGCCAACCGGCGGCUGUCGUACGAGCAGUUCGUGGCCGGCUGCUUCGGCCUGUCGGCCGUCUCCGCCGAGCCGCCGCGCAGCCGCGUCCGCUUCUACACGGACGACGUGGCCACCAGCGGCUGCGCGCUCCGGCAGCGCAUCCACACCGUGCUGGCCGACAUCUACCGGCUGCUGGUGGCCGGCCUGUUCCGACACCAGGAUCGCGGCGCUGCCACGUGCGCCGUGUUGCCAGAGGUGCGCUACCGGCUGGAGCUGCUGGGGCCGCUGGCCGCCGCCAGCAUGCGCUUCCUGCAGGUGCUAGCCAUCAUCGCCGGCGUGUACGCCGAGAGUCUGCCGGCGUCCACCUGCGACGAGAUCACGGAGCUGCUGCGCCGCCAGCUGGCGCGCCUGCUGGACGCCUGCUCGCGGCCCGAGCUAGAGUCGGACGUCAUCACCACGCUGUGCGACGUCGGCCAGCAGCCGGCCGCGGGCAGCGAGGACACGCCCCAGCAGGGCGCCGCCGCCAAGCACGCCAGGGCCGCUGCGACCUCUGCCUCCGAGUCUACCCUGGACUCGGUUACCGCCAGCUCCAACGGCGAGGACUCCGAACUGGUGACGUCAGCGGACGAGAGCGAGAGCGCCGACCAGCCUCCAGACGCGGCCGGCAAGGGCUCCUCCCGGCCCCCGGUGUGGCAGUCGCGUCGGCUGACCAGCACGGCCCGAGCGGCCGAGAGCUCGCUGGGGGACCUGCUCGUGUUUGUGCGUCACGUGGCCAGCACGGCCUCGGUGCGCCGCCGCAUGACCUCGCACGCCUGGACCGGCCUCCUGCUGCGCAUCUGUGGCCAGGUGCCCGAGCCCGGGACCCGGAGGAUUCAGGCGCUGCGGCCUCGGCUCCUGGCCCUGCAGCUGCUGGGCACUGUGCUGCCAUCGCUCGACACAAAAGAGGACCGCGCCUACGCCGCACAGCUGGCGUCCGAGCUGUUCCACCAGCUGUCGGACAGCCUGUGGGUGAUCCCGCGCGCCGUGGCGCGGCUGGUGGCCGCCCGCCGCGAGCGCGACCUCCGCCGCCGCCUGCUGCGGCUCAGCAGCCCAGAGUGGUCGGUGGAGGCGGACGCCGCCGAGAACAGCGUGCCGGUGCACGAGGCCGGCUUCGACUCGGACCGCUGCCUCUACUGCACCGUCGAGAACGGCCAGACGCUGGUGCACUCACAGGGCGGCAAGGGCUACGGGCUCGGCACGACCGGCAUCAAGUCAGGCUGCUACCAGUGGAAGUUCCUGAUCGUGCGAGAGACCCGCGGCAACGAGGGCACGUGCGUGGGCGUGGCGCGCGUGCCCAUCCGGGACUACAGUCACCGCACCACCAGCGACAUGUGGCUAUACCGGGCCUACAGCGGCAACGUCUACCACGGCGGCGAGCUGGCCUCCAGCCUGCCAUCCUUCACGCAGGGCGACUACAUCACCUGCGUGCUGGACAUGGACAGCAGGUCACUCAGCUUCGGCAAGAACGGCGACGAGCCGCGCGUCGCGUUCGAGGACAUCGACGCGGCCGAGCUGUUCCCCUGCGUCAUGUUCUACAGCACCAACCCCGGCGAGAAGGUGAAGAUGACGGACAUGCAGCUGCGGGGCUCGCCCCGGGACCUGCUGGCCGGGGAGCCGCUGUGCGCGCCGGCCGCCGCCGUCCUGCUGGAGGCGCACGUGGCGCUCAUCCGCACGCUGCACAGCACGCCCGCCUGGACGGAACACGUGAACAAAUGCUUGCUGCGCCGACUAUCCCGGAUCAAGGAGUUGAUGCCUACAGCCGACAAGGAUGGUGACAGCCCCGAUACGACCCUACACCCAGACAGUCCGCGUGACGUUGUGUGGCUGGGAGAAACGUAG
Messenger RNA from Pollicipes pollicipes, 4855 nucleotides. RefSeq names its product putative E3 ubiquitin-protein ligase HERC1. Bases 161 to 4855 code for a protein of 1564 amino acids. The record is from RefSeq and is a predicted model, not a curated record. NCBI's taxonomy places the organism in Eukaryota, Metazoa, Arthropoda, Thecostraca, Pollicipedomorpha, Pollicipedidae. Gene Ontology annotation, molecular function: protein binding. The transcript is spliced from 36 exons.